This is a messenger RNA of Fonsecaea pedrosoi CBS 271.37, 1272 nucleotides long. RefSeq lists its product as uncharacterized. The transcript has a single exon. Bases 1 to 1272 code for a protein of 423 amino acids. The record is from RefSeq and is a predicted model, not a curated record. NCBI's taxonomy places the organism in Eukaryota, Fungi, Ascomycota, Eurotiomycetes, Chaetothyriales, Herpotrichiellaceae.
AUGUCUUCCCCAGCCGAUCCAGAGGGUAAUAGUCUUCCUGUCCACAUCACAGGGUCUCUACCCAAACGCCCGCCAACGUAUAGCACGAUUGCAACUUUCCCUCCUGGCUCCUUUCUCGAGAACCUUGCCGUGCGUCGUGAUGGCUCGAUCCUCGUCUCCGACAUGUUGAGUGGGAGUAUCUGGUAUAUUGACCCUCACGUAGAGGAUGGGACCACCCAACGAACCGUGGAGCUGGUUCACAAAUUUGCGCCCGAAGACGCGCAGGUUGAGGAGUCAUUGGCUGUUGACAAGCCUGACGAGCAAGAAGAAAGAGAAGGCGAAGGUCAUGGUUCCUAUGCAUCCACCCCUGCCGCGGAGGCAAUCGUUGAAUCCCCAAUUACACCGGAUUUGUUCUACCUGUUCUCUGGUAUUCAUGGCAAAAAGGGCACGUGGUGGGUCUACGUGUUGGACAUGCGCUCAUUUCUCCCAUAUGCGAGCCCUGCGAAGACUUCGGCCACAGGCCAAGUGGCCACUGGAGUCAAAGUCAAGCGCCUCGCCCCAGUUCCGGCCGCGACAUGGCUCAACGGAGGCACUGCUGUCCCUCACCGCUCAGAACCCUUGAUCUUGAUGGCAGAGUCGUAUCAAGGACGUCUGUACUCUUACAAUAUCGUAAGAGGAAACGUGGACAUCUGGCUCGAGCACGCUCUCUUGGGGAAAAUGACGACACGACCGCCCUGGCCGGGGGUCAAUGGCGUCAAAUACCAUCACGACGGGAGAGACAGCUGGAUCUAUUUCACGAACUCGGACCGCGCGAUUUUAGGACGCGUAACGGUUGACCAUCAAGGCGUAACGCCAGUCGCUGCACGCAAUUCAGAGGCGCAGAUCGACAUCGAGAUUCUUGCGAGUGGUUGUGGCGGUGACGACCUCUGCAUCGACGGAGAAGGAAAUAUCUAUGUGGCGACAAACCCGAUGAACACGGUGCUGAAAUUUCCUUUACUUGCUACGACUCCCAGUGCCGGUUCAGGAGGAAAGGCAAAUGCGCAGACAGAGCGUCAAGUCAUUCUUGGCCUGUACCGGCCUCAGUUGUCUACUGAAGAGGCAUCCGCAUCGCGACCGCAACGAGACUCCGAUCUAGAAGUCGAAGUCGACCGGGCCACGACGGGACCUACUGCAGUUGCCUUUGCAGCCACGACAUCCGAUGCAAAGGGCCUGUACGUCGUCACGAAUGGUGGGAUAAUCAAUCCCGUCGACGGUGUCGUCAGAGAGGCGCGACUGUUAAGAGUACAUCUUUAG